Lodderomyces orthopsilosis Co 90-125 is the source of this 1140-nucleotide messenger RNA. It is a transcript of the gene FDH3, whose product is annotated as bifunctional alcohol dehydrogenase/S-(hydroxymethyl)glutathione dehydrogenase. Gene Ontology annotation, biological process: formaldehyde catabolic process. Lineage: Eukaryota; Fungi; Ascomycota; Pichiomycetes; Serinales; Debaryomycetaceae. Gene Ontology annotation, molecular function: S-(hydroxymethyl)glutathione dehydrogenase [NAD(P)+] activity; zinc ion binding. The record is from RefSeq and is a predicted model, not a curated record. The coding region runs from base 1 to 1140 and encodes 379 amino acids. Gene Ontology annotation, cellular component: cytosol. The transcript has 2 exons.
AUGUCAGACACAGCAGGAAAAACAAUUACAUGUAAAGCCGCAGUUGCCUGGGAAGCUAAUAAGCCAUUGAGUAUUGAAACUAUUGAAGUUGCUCCUCCUAAAGCACAUGAAGUCCGUAUCAAGAUUUAUGACACUGGUGUUUGUCAUACUGAUGCUUACACCUUGAGUGGUGUUGAUCCGGAGGGUGAAUUCCCAGUCAUUUUGGGACACGAAGGUGCAGGUGUCGUUGAGUCAGUUGGUGAUGAUGUCACCACCGUCAAGCCAGGUGACCACGUUAUUGCUUUGUAUACUCCAGAGUGUGGUGAAUGUAAGAUGUGCAAGAGUGGCAAAACCAACUUGUGCAGUAAGAUCAGAAACACUCAAGGUAAGGGAGUUAUGCCUGAUGGAACCUCAAGAUUCACAUGUAAAGGCAAGAAACUUCUUCAUUUCAUGGGAGUCUCCACUUUCUCUCAGUAUACUGUUGUUGCUGAUAUUUCAGUUGUGGCAAUUAAUCCAAAAGCUCCAUUUGACACUUCGUGUUUGUUAGGAUGCGGUGUCACCACUGGUUAUGGUGCUGCAACAAUCACUGCUAAUGUUCAAAAAGGAGACAAUGUGGCAAUUUUCGGUGCAGGAUGCGUUGGUUUGUCGGUCGUUCAAGGAUGUCACGAAAGACAAGCUGCUAAAAUCAUCGUUGUUGAUAUCAGCAACAAAAAGAAAGAAUGGGCAACCAAAUUUGGUGCAACUGAUUUUGUCAACCCUACUGAAUUACCUGAAGGAACAUCUAUUGUGCAAAAAUUGACUGAAAUGACCGACGGAGGUUGUGAUUACACUUUUGAUUGUACUGGUAACGUAAAUGUCAUGAGAGAUGCUUUAGAAGCUUGCCACAAAGGAUGGGGUACCUCAAUCAUUAUUGGUGUUGCCGCUGCUGGUAAAGAAAUUUCGACCAGACCAUUCCAAUUGGUUACUGGUAGGGUAUGGAAAGGUGCCGCUUUCGGUGGUGUUAAAGGAAGAUCCCAAUUGCCAGGAAUUGUGGAUGACUACUUGGAAGGUAAGUUGAAGGUGAAGGAGUUUAUUACUGAUAGAUUUGACUUGGAUCAUAUCAACAAUGCCUUUGAUGCUAUGCACAAGGGAGACUGUAUCAGAGCUGUUGUUAAAAUGUGA